Molecule: messenger RNA, 3096 nt
Organism: Penicillium olsonii
Lineage: Eukaryota; Fungi; Ascomycota; Eurotiomycetes; Eurotiales; Aspergillaceae
Source: the annotation of a GenBank genome assembly
AUGUUUUCAGCCGCCAGCUCGCUCUUCCGCCGGCGUGCGGGUCGUGACCCCGCCACCGAGUCGCACUAUGAGGUCCCGCUGUACACAAAUGCGGCUUACUACCCUAACUGGCGGAUCUAUCGAAAAGAGCCCCCUUCGUCGCUGAGACUUGGGUUCAUCUCACAUGUGUUCUACGCGUUUGCCUGGGUCAAAGAAGAUGGCACUGUUUACUUGAGCGAUGAGUGGGCCGAUACUCAAAUGCCCGUUGAUGGGACUGAGGGCUGCCUGCGGGCGUUUGCCCAACUGAAGCAGCAGUACUCAAAGAUGCGCGUCGUUCUCUCAGUCGGUGGAGGCGGGAAAGGCAGUGAGAACUUUGCAGAAGUUGCCAACAGCCGCUCCAAGACGGACACAUUCGUUCGCACCGCUCGAGGACUGGUAGACCAGUUUGGAAUCGAUGGCAUCGACAGUGAGACCCCGAGCUUCAGGCCCGAAGAUCACAGGCCCAAGCUAGAAUAUCUGCUUACCAUAUUCACAGUUGAUUGGGAGCAUCCAUCGAACUCCAAGCAAGGAAAGGAUUACGUUCGUUUGCUCGCACGCCUACGCGAGGCGCUGCCCGCCCCACGAUACGUCCUUACCACCGCGCUCCCUGCUGGUCAGUGGGCAUUGAAAAACAUCGACCUCUCUGCGGCGGCAAAGUAUCUGGACAUGAUCAACCUCAUGACGUACGAUUUCGCCGGACCCUGGGCUCCCGAGACCGGUCACCAAGCGCAGCUCUAUGGCUCAGCGGUAUCGGGUGAUUCGUCCGUGUCGUAUGUGUUGUCGCAAGGUGUUUCCCGUCGCAAGAUCAUUCUCGGGGUCCCAGUGUAUGGACGCUCUUUCCUGGGUAGCAACGGGCCUGGCCAGCGCUACACUGGGAAUGGUGGAGAAGAAGGUGUCUUUGACUACCGUGAUUUGCCCCGACCGGGCACACAGGAGUAUCAUGAUCCAAGGAUAGGCGCGGGAUCUUGUGUGGGAGCUGAUGGUGGAUUCGUUACAUAUGAUACCCCGGGGACAGUGAAGCAAAAGGCCGAGUUUGUGACCUCUGAAAAGUUAGGGGGUCUGUUCUACUGGCACGUUUGUUCCGAUGCCCGGGGACCGCGCACUCUUAUUGAGACUGGGUACAACACCCUCCAUGAGAUACUGGGAUACAUGCAGUUUGCAUCAUUUCAGGCAACCUGCACUAUGCCGACUACUCAACCAGCAACAGCGGACAGCGGUUACAUCACUGAGCCGGUGUCACUGGAGAACACUUAUACUUCAGACCCUAGUCUGCAAAGGACACUGAAAUGGUACCUUCCAUCUGCCACCUUGCAGUCUGUACGACCACACCUCACUCAGCUGGGUGCCGAGGCUAUCUCCGAGCGGGUCCGUGAAUGGAGUGGCGAUGCUGAACGUAACGUCCCCUAUGUGAAAAGCCACAACGUUUGGGGUAAACAAUAUGAUUAUGAUCGUUUGAUCACAACUGAGGGUUGGAAACAACUCGGUAAAUGGGGUGCUCGGAACAAAAUUGUUUCAGCAGGCUAUGACCAAAGCCUGGGAGUUGAUCGGAGAACGAUUCAAUAUGCUCUAAACUAUCUCUACUCGCCUUCCUCUGGCCUCUACUCCUGUCCAAUCAGCAUGACGGACGGGGCUGCUUUCAUAUUGUCUUCCAGAAUCAGCAGCUUACCCUCGGACCAUCCAUUCCAUGCUGCAUUCCAAGGCUUGAUCUCCGAGAAGGAUGACCACUGGACUUCAGGGCAGUGGAUGACCGAAAGAGCUGGCGGAAGCGAUGUCCAAAACACCGAAACAUGGGCAACAUAUUCGCCACUUGCUAACCCCGGCUCUGACCCUCUGGGUGAUGGCGAUUAUUUAAUCAGUGGAUUCAAAUUCUUCUCUUCGGCAACGGAUGCCAAUCUUGCACUCUUGCUGGCUAAGACCCCAUCGGGAAAACUGAGCACUUUCCUCGCACCGCUACGACGCACCGUCGUAGGGGCCGAUGGAGUCACCAAGGUUGUAUCAAAUGGCGUGAGAAUCCACCGACUAAAGAACAAACUUGGCACCAAGGAGCUCCCCACCGCGGAGCUGGAACUGAAAGAUAUGCGAGCCCAUCUCAUCGGCGAGUUGGAUCAGGGCGUCGUCACAAUUGCGCCUUUGCUGAACGUCACUCGCGUUCAUACUUUCGUCGGCUCACUGGGUGGUUGGCGUCGUGCCAUUAGCAUCACGAAAAGUUUUGCGAAGGCAAGAACCACAGUCGGUGAGCCUCUUUGGCUGAUUCCAAUGCAUCUUCGAUUGUUGGCAGAUUUGGAAGUCAAGCAUCGGGGUGCAAUGAACCUUGCCUGGUUCACGGUCACAUUGUUCGGGGUGGUUGAGGAUAACAAAUCGCCAUCCUCCAAGCUCGCCCAUAUACCACAGCCUGGCAAGGAGGCCAAUGUGGUUUUCCGUACAUUGACAGCCACUGCCAAGGCUGUUAUCAGCAAGAUGGCCACGUUGGGGAUUCAAGAAUGCCAGGAAUCAAUGGGUGGAGUCGGCUAUAUGGACGAGGCUGAUGAGCCUGAAUUCAAUAUCUCUCGGAUCCUGCGCAACAAUGCCGUGAACUCUAUCUGGGAAGGUACCACGAACGUGCUGGCUAGUGAGGUCGUUCGAUUCCUUCUUAAGAACGACAAUCUCCAAGUAUUCUCGGUGUGGGUUGAGCGGAUGGUGGCCCUUAUCCAAACUCCGAGUCUCCAAGGCACUUUGAAGACUGCAUGGUCUACACUCCGAGCUCGUUUCACAUCUCAAGAUCCGGCUUCGACUGUUGCCGAUGGUCGUCGCUUUAUGUUCACUCUUGCUUGGAUCUUAUCGGGAGCUCUAUUGGCGCUCGAUGCUGAGCGUGACCAAGACCCAACGACCACUGAGAUUGCCCGCCGCUGGGUUCUCUGUGCCGAGGGCGGUGUGGGAGAUCAGGUCUUCCACGACAUUGUUGCAAACAAGGGGUCUGUGGAGGCUUCUAGCGGCGAAGAACAUCUGCAAUGGGACUGUCGCAUUGCAUGGGGGGUCGAUUUGCCAGCAGGGCGUGCAUCGGGCCACAGAUCGCUGCAGAAGGCGGGCUCUAAGCUUUGA